Molecule: messenger RNA, 1711 nt
Organism: Oryza sativa Japonica Group (Japanese rice)
Lineage: Eukaryota; Viridiplantae; Streptophyta; Magnoliopsida; Poales; Poaceae
Source: RefSeq, a predicted model, not a curated record
GACUGAGGACAAGACAAACCGUACGCGCAUCAUCCCCCAAAUCCCGAGAUUUUCACAGCGAAAGUCAGCACAUCAAAGAGGCACGCAGCCCACACACACACCAGUACACCACACCAACCUUCCCGGAGCCUCCCCUUCAAUGCCUCGCCUCUGCCUAUAUAGGCAGGAGCAAAGCUACUGGGUGACACACAAACCAUUGAUAGCCUGUGCGUCUCCAAGAAGAGGCUUGCCGCUGCCGCCAUUGGAGCCCUCUCGUUUCUGCUCGAGCUCUGCAUUUCUUCAGUAGGAGGAGGAGGAGGAAGAGUUGGAGUCGCCAUGUCGUCGUCCCUGCUCACUGACCUCGUUAACCUCGACCUGUCGGAGAGCACGGACAAGGUCAUCGCCGAGUACAUAUGGGUUGGUGGUACUGGGAUGGAUGUGAGGAGCAAAGCCAGAACGUUGUCUGGACCUGUUGAUGACCCAAGCAAGCUUCCAAAGUGGAACUUUGAUGGCUCCAGCACCGGUCAGGCUACCGGUGACGACAGUGAAGUCAUCCUCCACCCUCAAGCCAUCUUCAGAGACCCAUUCAGGAAGGGGAAGAACAUCCUGGUCAUGUGUGACUGUUAUGCGCCGAAUGGCGAGCCGAUUCCGACGAACAACCGGUACAAUGCAGCAAGGAUCUUCAGUCAUCCUGAUGUCAAGGCUGAAGAGCCAUGGUAUGGGAUUGAGCAGGAGUACACCCUUCUUCAGAAGCACAUCAACUGGCCUCUUGGCUGGCCACUAGGUGGCUAUCCAGGCCCUCAGGGUCCGUACUACUGUGCGGCGGGAGCCGAUAAAUCGUACGGGCGCGACAUCGUUGAUGCCCACUACAAGGCCUGCCUGUUUGCCGGCAUCAACAUCAGCGGGAUCAACGCAGAAGUCAUGCCGGGGCAGUGGGAGUUCCAGAUUGGCCCUGUCGUUGGCGUCUCCGCAGGGGAUCAUGUCUGGGUGGCACGCUACAUUCUUGAGAGGAUCACUGAGAUUGCUGGCGUCGUCGUGUCCUUCGACCCCAAGCCCAUUCCGGGAGACUGGAAUGGCGCCGGUGCUCACACCAACUACAGCACCAAGUCGAUGAGGAGCAAUGGCGGCUACGAGGUGAUCAAGAAAGCGAUCAAGAAGCUUGGCAUGCGCCACCGUGAGCACAUCGCCGCCUACGGCGACGGCAACGAGCGCCGCCUCACCGGCCGCCACGAGACCGCCGACAUCAACAACUUCGUCUGGGGCGUAGCGAACCGCGGCGCGUCGGUGCGUGUCGGCCGGGACACCGAGAAGGACGGCAAAGGUUACUUCGAGGACAGGAGGCCGGCGUCCAACAUGGACCCGUACCUGGUGACCGCCAUGAUCGCCGAGACCACCAUCCUCUGGGAGCCCAGCCACGGCCACGGCCACGGCCAAUCCAACGGCAAGUGAGGAGGAGUCGCCUCGCCCGGGUUGAUGAACUGCUUUCUCGCGUUCUGGGUUUCAUGGAAAUCUGUGUGUGUGUGUUCUCUGACGCUGGUGCUGUUAGAAACUUCCAAUAAUUCAGAAAUAACUGCGAUGUGCUCUCAAAUUUCUCAUGAGGCCAUCACCUGCAGCAUCUCAUGAAAUAGAUCUAUUGCAAUGACAAUACCAAUGGCAACGCAAAAUUUUAUGGUACCUCCAGAUACCAUCUACUCUCCUCAAUAAUGACAAUAAAAUUGUUUCUCUGGGUUAA